AUAAUAGACUCGGCCAGGCCCGAAGCUCAGCCGUGCGACCACGGGUCUGCCAGACAUUGGCAGUAUCCACUGCCAACGGUUACGUUCAGCUCAAGCCCUACCUUCUAUGGAAGAAUUACUAGCGGCGGUAAAAUCGUGUAGGGCUAUCGCAAACUCAGUCAGCCCUCGCUGAGCCAGCCGAAGCCCACCAACGGAUGUGUAUGCUCGCCACUGCCCUAUCGUGUCCACAUACAGCAUCCUCUCGGCCCUGAAGCCGGUAGGUUAGAUAUAGCUUCUGCGCCUCUCCUUCGCCUUCGCGUAACCAAGUCUCCCCGGCGAGAACGAAGAGUAGUGUCUUUGGGACAUACUCGUGUACGCGCCACAACCCCAUAGGCCACCAACUUGGACAUAACUGUUCCAGGGUUGCACAACUAAUCAGCUGUGGUUUGGAGGCGCGCUGCACGCUUGUCGGUACCCAGCGCAAGCCGCAGCUGUAUCAAUCCCGUCACGCCAAACGCAGCUUCAUCAACGUUUUGCUGGUUCCCGUUUGGAUUUACCCCCGUUUGGUGUUGGAAACAAUCGACCACCAGUGAUCUAGUACUUAUGUUUGCCUGAUGUGUGAUGCCCUUGCGCUAAGAGAAGCGUGCUCUUCGUGCCUUUUCUGGAUGUGUGACCUUUGGACCUGACCCGUGCGUUAGUUCAGUGCUAGUUGACCCCGCGCGUAGAAUUAUUGAUAAUCAUUCGUUCGCCUCUAGGUUCUAGUGUGCUCUGUGACUGGAUAGUUUCCAGAGUUCCGCCAGUGCUGGGAACGCCCGCGUUUGUGGGGCGAGCAACGUUUUGAGAGAGGAUGCUUCCUGGGCGGAGUGCAAUCCACAGUGGUUGCAGCCUGCGCUUCUGGUCUCUCUGCUUCCUGUCGAUGAUCGCUUGCCAACGAGUGGCUGCAGUGAACACGCCACCAAGCCAUCCCACCGUAGAGGCCUUCCGCGUCAUCGACGGCAAAGAUGCCGUGGUGCGUUGCCAUAGCGAGGGCAUCCCGCCACCGGCGGUCACGUGGCAGUUUGCCAACGGCAGUUCUGUGAACACCGGCGACGGGCGACGGCGCGCCGUGGGCGGAGAGCUGCACUUCAGGCCGUUCUGGACGAGCGCCGAUUACCCGGCCAUCUACAAAUGCAUGGCACGCAAUCCCCUGGCCGCAACCUCCAGUGACCACACGCCGGAAAUCGGACAAAUACCCAAGAUAACACGUAAUCCAGAGGACAUCACAGUGGAACAGGGCAAGACAGGUGUGCUGCUGUGUGCGGCCAACGCAAGCCCCACUCCACAUUACAGAUGGUACAAGACGGCCCCAACCGGCCAGCCUAUAGCCAAGGGCCAUGCCCUGCACAUCGAGAGUGCCCAGUACGAAGACCACGGACUCUACUUCUGUCAAGCAAGCAACUGGGCAGGCACGGCUCUCACCCGUGCAAGAGUCACAGUACUCUAUUCGCCGGUGAUACUGACUAACCAGACAGAGCCGGUUCACCUGGAUUCUGCCGAUGAUCGGCAAGUCCUCAUUGCCGUGUGUGAGUACUCGGCCAAUCCCGCGCCCACCGUCCGCUGGUUCAAGAACAGCAUGCCGCUGGCGAUGGGCGAUCACUUCCGCGCGUCCAGCAACGCAACCACGGCCACCCUGCAUGGCCAGCGGCUGCAGUCGGAGGACGGCGGUCUGUUCUCGUGCGUGGCUACCAACCCCUUCGGCAGCGCAUCGGAGAGCUACAGGGUCAUGGUCAAGGGUCGACCUCCACCGCCAAACAUCACCGACUUACGCAUAACAGCACAUUCGGUGGAUGUCUUCUGGCAGGUGAUGGGAGAUGGGAACUCGCCCAUUGAGGAGUACACUAUCCAAGUCACCAGAGGUGACAGUGCUACUGUAAUCGCCGAGAAGACAGUAAAAUCAAAGCAGCUGCAGGGCACUCUCCACGCCAAUGGGCUGCUGUCCGGAAUGUACUACCGGGCUCGGGUUCUGGCCCGCAACAAGUUUGGUCAGUCGCCUCCGGGCGAGGCUCAAUUCCGCACCCAACCCACGAGACCGUAUCGUCCCAAUAUCACUGACAUCACGUCGCACCGCCUGAGGUCCCUGACCGUGCACAUUCACAUCCCACACAAUGGCGGCGAGGACGUCAGGAACUGCUCUGUGGACUAUCGGCGCAUGCCAUCCAGCGGUCUCUUCAAAGGCGAUGACCAGGUUGAGCAAGCUGGACGACCCAUGUGGCGGUCGGUGCAGGUCGAGUCCUGGGAGGCGGAUCGUGAGAUCACUGGUGAAAUCAAGGACAUCAUGGUUGAUGCGGUGUAUGAAGUGAGGGCGCGAUGCAGCAACAAACACGGCUGGAGUCGCUGGUCACCACUGCAAACUGGAUACUCACCCGCGACCGAUCCCGCCUCCAGGUCCGAGGAGGCAGUGGCCGGCAAGCCAUCGUCGACGAAGACCAUCAUCUACGCCGCUGCCGGCGUCGGCGGCGCCCUCGUUAUUCUGCUGCUCGUCGUACUUCUCAUCGUCUACAAGCGGCGAAGGCUUCGCAGCGACAGCACUCAAGUCACCCCCAGAAGUAGCCACGGCAACGGCGGUGGUAAGCCGUUCCCAGACUCACCAGAGUCGGCCACUGCUCGCUAUCAUCUGUCCUCUGCAGUGGCGCCCUCGGCUGAGGCAUUCGACGCGGGAAGCAAUCCCGGAGGAGCCGACCAUUCACCGACCGGCAGGCACUUUCGACGUGAAGGUCAGUUGAAGCUGCAACGCCUUGGAUCAUCACGCAGCACAAGCUUCUCAGAAGGCCUCCACAACCUGUCCAGACAGCAAAGUCAGUCACGGUCCCGUGCUGCAACCGGUGAUAACGGUCGCAGUCCAUACGAUCACGAGUCUCUCACGGCGGCACGUUCGUCAUCACCGGGACCAGCAGCAGCAGCAGCAGCAGCAGCAGCAGCAGAGGAAGAUCCUGAAACGGUGUACUUACAGGAACGCCAGCGCCGUCAGUAUGCGAUGAGCCGGUCGCUGGGCUAUCUGGAUCGCAACGGCUCGUUCUACCUGUCAGCCUCACAACUCGUCAACAAUGAAGGUGGUGGCGAAGGCGAGUACGGCGCCAUGCCAACCGAAGACCCGGUGCGGCUCGGUUGCUAUGGCGCCGAAUCACCCCGGGCAACCAGAUCGGGGAGGCAGCCUUUGGAUGACCCGCCCUCUCGGCGAUUCCCGCGCAGCAGGGAGGACCCUGAGAAUCUGAGUGGACGCGCGAGCAUUCUGCACGCCUCCAAACAAAAAGCGCUGGAAAGGUUCUCCAGCGAUGAGCAUGCAUCCAUUCCACGCGAAGUCAAAAACAAGUCUUUACCGAGGCACGCCGAAGCACCAGGUUCAAAGCCGCCAAUAGCCCACAGGCCCGCUGUUCGCAGUAAAACUCUCCCGUCUAAGAAACCACCGCACCUAGCCGACCCAGACUCGCCGGAGAGCGGCGCGUCGGGUUCCUUCAAGGCGGACAUCAGCCAGGGCGUGCUGGAUUUGAGACGGCCCCGACGCACCGUCACCAAACAGGUCAGCUACAGCGAGGACUUGCCGACGGCCGCACGACCACCGCUAGCCAUACAGGUGAUGAAACUACCGUCAUCAGAGUACGCGCAGAGUACGAAACUCAAAGCCGGCACUGCCCCUGACAGGCGCGCACAUCCGAGAAAGACCGGGCAGGAUGACGCGCACUUGCCCAGCAGAGGUUCGAGAUCAAAGCACUCGCCGGAGCGCCGACGAAAGCCCUCGGGCGACGGCCAUGCUUUCGCAGACGAGCCGCUGUCCAGCGAGCUUCCCCUCGGUAACGACGUCAACUUCUUCAACACCGCAGCCUGCAUAAGCAGCAGCAACAGCAGCAGCAGCACCAGCAGCCGGACUAACAUCAACACCAUCCACACUAGCUCCGGUGGUGGUGGCAAUGCAUUGCGAACAGUCAAUGAACGAGGGCCGAGUACGAGGCGAAAAGCGGACACGGUGCACGCCAUGAUAUCCGGUAGGAAUGUGCCGCCGUCCGCGCUGAGCAAGAAGAUCAGCAACGGCUCGCACCGCUCGCGCGCCGGAAAUGAAGAGUACGAAGUGGACGAUGCCUGCAUCGUCGAUGGCGUGGAAUACCCGCCGACGGAGGAGCGCAUUGAAAACGGAAAUGUCACCAGUCUCAACUCCUAUGUGUAGUAGGUGUUUACCGCUGGCAUUGUGUGUUGAUGGAUACUCCGUGGAACAAACCAAUCUGCUUUCUGGAUCCACCUUGCUGCAUGAAUUUAUCCUCCAUGGAACAAACCAGGAUGGAGCCGGAAACCCACUGUGAUCAAUCGUGCGUGCAACAAACCCACAUGGAGCCGCCAACUCGCUUUCCCCAACCCUUGGAACAAGCCCAGCUGUAUCAGGCGAGAGCCAUGGUCCUUGAGCUGCCAUACAGCCAACACCAUACACACCACUAUGUAUGCAGUGUGUGAUGCGGACGGUGCGCGAUCCGCUCACACAUGCUACCAGCGUGAUGAUGAUGCCGUGGACGACAAACGAGUGCGGUGCACGAGUAAACCUGUCGACUUGAUGCUAUCAAUCUAAUAUCUAUCACACUAUUGAGUAAUAUCCACUAGAUCUAUUUUAAAUUGCUUUGAGAGAAAGUUGCAAACGGGUGAACUAGAUCACUAAUAACAUUAUUUUUUGAACUGAGCUGUUCGGCGGCAACAAGAAGAACUAGGAGAUACACACAUGACAACAUUAGAGCUUGUACAUGUAUGUCCUGCUGCUUCUAGUGUCCAUCCGUCGCCAGGAAAAAAACAAGAGCUACAACAACAGGAGUACAUUUAUUUUGAAGCCUAUUUUAAAAUUGGUGACAAUUAUUCUUCAUACUAUGUGGGUAGCUGCCUAUUAAAUACAGUAAUACUGUUAGCUAGAGCUUUGAAUCCGUGCAGGUGUUCUGACAGUGCAUAGUAUUGUGCACUGAAGCUUUGCUGAAUGGCUGCAUUCCGAUUCGUGCUAGCUGCUCACCAGGGAGUAGUAAAAUAACGGUAUUUUACUACUCCCUGCCGCUCACCAUCUCUCACAUGAUGUUUUUAUGAUUGUCCCCUAUCCAUAGUCAUUGUAAUUAGACCUAAUUGUAAUGCCCUUGAGAACAGUGCUAGCGGC
Messenger RNA from Sycon ciliatum, 5134 nucleotides. RefSeq lists its product as uncharacterized. Gene Ontology annotation, biological process: homophilic cell-cell adhesion; synapse organization. The transcript has 10 exons. The record is from RefSeq and is a predicted model, not a curated record. Gene Ontology annotation, cellular component: neuronal cell body; plasma membrane; axon. Gene Ontology annotation, molecular function: protein binding; axon guidance receptor activity. NCBI's taxonomy places the organism in Eukaryota, Metazoa, Porifera, Calcarea, Leucosolenida, Sycettidae. The coding region runs from base 827 to 4177 and encodes 1116 amino acids.